AUCUGUACCGUUAUUUAUUCACCAUCUGUUUUAGUUUGAUUUGGCGCUAUUUUAACCUCGGACUCAUCGUUGCAACUUGUGAAAUCUUACAAUCACUAGGAUUUAUUUAAACAUAAUUUGAUGGCUUCUUCAAAGACUAAAGAUUCAAAUCCUCUGCCAUGGCGAGAGGCUGCCUCUCUGAUUAUCGUCACACGAGCCUCUGUCCCACAAAUUGUAGGAUCUAAUUUAAGUGAAAACAUGAUUGCAACCUCACGAGUUUUACCAACAUCAAAGCCGUCAUUUUCAUCGUCAUCACCAUCUCUGCCAUCAACAAUUUUAACCCCAUCUUCUUCAUCUGUACCAAACACACAAUUAGUUGCCUGUAAAUCCAAUUCAAGAACUCAAAUUCUUCCAAGAUCAGUUGAUUAUCGUCUUUUGAUGGUUAAAAGAAGCAAUAUUGCGUCUUUCCUGGCCUCAGCAUUUGUUUUUCCUGGUGGUAAAGUUGAUGCAUCUGAUUAUUCAUCUCAAUGGUGGUCUAUAUUCUGUGAUACAUGUUCUCUUAAUCAAUCACAAUUAGUGGAUAGCAUAAGGAGUCGAACAAAGGGUCCUCGUCCACCAAUGAUCACUUCACCUUUAACUAUGCCCGUACCCACCAAAUUAGACUUACAAAGCCCACUUCCACCUGAUUUAUCGCUUAGAAUCACAGCAAUUCGAGAGACUUUCGAAGAAACAGGAGUCCUUUUACUGACCAACUCACCCAAUAAAACCAAUUCAAAUGGAUCACUUACCAAUAAUGAUUUAUCACCUAUUGAAUUAUCUGAAUGGCGAGAAAAGGUCCAUUCAAAUGGGUCUAACUUUAUUGAGCUUUGUCGAUUUUUAAAACAAUCUCCAGAUAUUUGGUCCUUAUAUGAAUGGUGGGACUGGUUGACACCUAAAUCAGUUGGCCAUCGAAGAUUUGACACAAUGUUUUACGUGUGUUGCCUCGAUAAACAACCAAAUGUUGUUGUGGAUAAUAAAGAGGUGACAACAUUAAAGUGGUGUUCACCUCUUGAAAUGCUAACGGAACACGCCGAAGGAAAUAUAUUUCUCGCACCACCUCAAGUAUAUGAACUAUCUCGACUUCAACAUCUUCCCAAUUUCAAAAGUGUCCGAAGCUUUGUUUCAACCCGAGAAACAUUAGGAGUUGAGCGUUGGUUACCAGUUAUAUCAACCUUCAAUGACGGAGCGCUUUCUUUACUGCCAGGAGAUGAUUCUUACCCAAAUGAACCUGAUUACACUGGAACUGAUCCAGUUGAGGACAACGAUGGCCUUUUAGUUGAAUCACGAUCAAAAUGCGUCAAAUUCAACCGCUUAGAGCUUCAUGGGCCGAUUUGCAGUUGCCUUGUUAAUAUUCAAUUAUCUUGUGGCCAUUUAACUCCAAUUUCACUGGAAUCAUUAGCACCUUCAAUGAAAUCAAUGCUAUAAUAGGAAAACGCAAUAGAAGAAUCUUUCACUUAUAUUUUUUAUCGUCAAAAAUUUAAGUUCAUUUUACAAUUAGACUGUGAAAUAUUUGGAAUCAAUGUACCAACGUUUUAGAAAUGGUUAGAUUACACCUAAGUGGUGAUCAACGUUUGAAUUAUCAUGGUUUUUAUGCAAAAUGUGUUAAAUGCUACACUUGAACAAAUUUAACAUCAAUGACCAAAUUAGUGAGACCUUUCAACAUAUAAACAAGCAUAUUACAAAAAAAAUCAA
Molecule: messenger RNA, 1710 nt
Organism: Tetranychus urticae (two-spotted spider mite)
Lineage: Eukaryota; Metazoa; Arthropoda; Arachnida; Trombidiformes; Tetranychidae
Product: acyl-coenzyme A diphosphatase NUDT19
Cellular component (GO): mitochondrion
Molecular function (GO): hydrolase activity, acting on acid anhydrides, in phosphorus-containing anhydrides
Source: RefSeq, a predicted model, not a curated record